AUAUUUAUAUUGUUUUUUAGGUAAACAACGAUUCAAAUUCACUGACGGCUGCAAAACAAGUCAAAAAGGAAUGGACGACAUCUCGAAAGGUUGUGAAUCACAAGACAAGACAAGUGGAGACACGAGUGAAGCGACAGAUUGUGAUGGAAGACGGAAAGGUGAUCGCAGACAGUGGACCACAGGUCACCACAAAGACUAAAGAAGACCAGAAGAAAGAAGAGACAGAGAAUACUAAUCAUAAAAACAUCGGUGACGUGGAUGUGCCGCCCGGUGCCGGAUAUUUAGCCGUUCCCGGAGGUAAUCAUGUCGUCAACGAGAAGAUAGAAACACAUCAGUCGAGCAAAGAAGCGAAAGAAGAGAACAUUCAAUACCACGACGAGAGCUUCAAAGAGUUGACGGGACUUGAGAUCCAUCGCAAAGCACUUCAAGCGCCCAAUGAAUUGAUUCAAAUCGAUUCGGACGACGAAACCCCCGAUCGGAUACCGAAAGGAAAAUUAGUUCACUAUUCGAGUAAAUCUAAUAAAAUUAAUGACUCCGAAGAAGUCAAAGAGACAUCACGUCUGGGAAGGGAUGGAAACGUGACAACAGAGAGCACUCGUACCCAUCAUCACGAAGAGUUCAAUGACGAUGAGGUGCCCGAAGAGAAUCAGGAGCCGCGCAAAGCGUUGCCUGAGUCGUCGACCGAGACCUCCAGGAGAGUUGAACACCUGAAGAAUUAUGACCAGGGAUUUGAUAAUUUCUCUAAUGCUAUGAAUCGACAAAAUUUACGAUCCAUUGAAAACCGAAAGACGACUUCGAGGAAAGAAUACGCCGACGAAAGUGGGAAUAACGGCACAACUGAUAGAUGGCUUGACGAUCACUUUGGCUCCAGUGAUGAGAGCGAUAUCGUUGAGACGUCCAAAACCAGAACCGGAAAGAACGUGAUAAAUGUUAGCCGCACUGGAAGGACAUCGACACCCAUUUCGGCCAUUUCUGGUGAUUAUCAUUCGGUCGACAGAAGGAAUCGACUCCAACAGAGGUCAUCCAAAUCGGGACAGCGAUACACAUCGACCGCAAACUAUUACGCGAAAGACUCGAGAAGUCCGUCGCCGACCGACUACUAUAGACCCUCUUCUCGAGCCUCUCGUAUCAAAGAAGACGCUUCAGUUCAGGCAUCGCUUUCGGAUGACGAGGAAAGAUCCAAUGACUUUAAAGGCAGGACUCAAAAGAUAUCGUUUGAAAAGCAGGACAGAAGCCGAAGGACUGACUCGAGAGCCGACUCGAGAUCGGAAACUCCGAGUCGACCCGAGAGGACCUUUUAUUUCGGUGAUGAUAGCCAUCAGCGCAGAGAACAUCGAAGCGAUAAACAGAUUAUCGAAGAAUAUCUUAAUAAACAAAAGUAUUCGACAGAAGAAACUCAUCGAAAAAGUGAUUACAAUAAUAAUGAAGACUCGAGAGGAUAUGUGACGGCAAACAUUCACUCCAAUAGCAAAUCCACUCUAAAUAAUAGAGUUUUAGAUGAAUCCAAAUUUGAUGACAACUUUGAGAGGAGUUUUAAGGGAGACAAAGAGAGGGAUGACGUCGAACACAAUCUGAACCGAUUCAUGGAUUGGGACAAUCACUAUAAGAGCAUUAAAUCAACUGAAGAGAAGCCUUAUUGGGAAUCGACUGAACCUAAAACCUUGAAUACCAGUGAAUAUAUUCAUCCCGUAAUUCAAGACGAUUUCUAUUCGUCGAAAAGGGAUCCGUUGACGAGACAACGAAACUUUGAUUCAUAUGUCUCACCGCCGCCGCUGUAUUCGGACACUGACUACAAAUACAGGCCGUCGACGAGCCCUCCGACCUCUUCGGGCGACACGUGGACUAAGUAUAAGACCAGAACUCGAUCGCCACUAUUCCGGUCGUCGUCGCCGACCGACAACUUUCCAAAGUUUAGUCCGCUUUCCACUAAUGCUCUCCAAAUCAAGAGUUUUACCGACGCUUACGCUAACGGAAGAAAUCAUUCAUCAAAUUAAUCACUUUUUCAUUAAAUCUAAUUUUAAAUUACUGUCAGAAACUAAGAAUCAAUUUACAAUUGGAGAGCGAAUUGUAACUCAAUUUUACUAAAUUAAUUAAUUAUAAAAUUUAUUUAAAAAUGUUUAGCAAAUUCCUAACUAAAUCUGGUUUUAAAUAAUAUUUUAUUAAUAUUUGUCGAAAUUGUGCCAAAAAUUUAUCUUAAAAUUUGUUAACAAAUAUUAAUAACGGGACAAAAGGCUUAUAAUUUGGAGUCAAUUA
Medioppia subpectinata is the source of this 2253-nucleotide messenger RNA. The record is from the annotation of a GenBank genome assembly. NCBI's taxonomy places the organism in Eukaryota, Metazoa, Arthropoda, Arachnida, Sarcoptiformes, Oppiidae.